Synchiropus splendidus (mandarinfish) is the source of this 4955-nucleotide messenger RNA. Its product is annotated as KAT8 regulatory NSL complex subunit 1-like. The record is from RefSeq and is a predicted model, not a curated record. Lineage: Eukaryota; Metazoa; Chordata; Actinopteri; Syngnathiformes; Callionymidae. Gene Ontology annotation, molecular function: histone acetyltransferase binding. Gene Ontology annotation, cellular component: NSL complex. The transcript is spliced from 15 exons. Bases 548 to 3844 code for a protein of 1098 amino acids.
AGCACUUGUGUGUUUGUCAGAGUGAAAUCCGAGGGAGAGGAGCCGCCAUUUUCUCAGCCGUCUCUCCCUAAAACCAGAGAAAAAGUCUCGCCCUUAAUUGCCAUCUGGACUACAUUUUCGGCUCCGAAUGUCGGAUUUUAACACCGAGGAUUGUUCCGGAACUACUCGCAUGUGAACAAAGUCCGUCUGGAUCAGGGUGUUUCUCGGCCUGGUCUCGUAUUCGUCGGAGCGGCGAGGCGAGCUAGCCGCCGAGCAAGGUGUAGAUCGUUGAUUCGUCCAUUGCCUGAUUCCGGAACGAACCCGGGCGACGCGGCGAGUAACGCCGUUCUCCUAUUCCACCAUCCUACGAGCGGGAGUUUUUACUGGAUUAAUUAAUGGCCUAACAAUAGGGUGACGGUUAUUCCUUCGUUGUUUAUUUCCCAACGAAACUACAGGGAUUGUUGCCCAAAUUCCCUCGGAUAGUGCAACCUCGUCACGUGGCUGUCCUCUGGCGGGGCAGUAAGCGGGUGGUGUGGAGCAGGCCGCGGUGCCCGUCUCUCUGCACUGCAUGGCUGCGAUGGCGCCCGCUCUCACUGACGCCCCAGCCGAAGCUCAUCACAUCCGCUUCAAACUGGCUGCCCCGUCUUCAAGUCUCUCACCGGCCAGUGCAGAGAACAACGGUAACGCUAGCAACAUCCUUAUCCACAGCAGCAACCCUGCAAAGUGCAAGGCCGGCUCUGACGAGUGUCCACUGGACUUCUGUGGCGGCGACCAGGAUCAGCAACAGCCUUCCCAGACCGAUUCGGUGGCCCAGGCCUCGGCCCUUGGAAAACUCCAACCGCUGGUCGCUUCCUACCUACGCUCUGAUGUGACACCAGUUUCCUCAACCAAGGAGUCAAUCAAGCUGCAAGGGGUCCUCAUCAAACAGUCUGUUUUAAAAGGACACAGAAUCCUGCCUGGUGCCCUACUCAACGGCGGGGGAGACUUCCUUUUAAGGAAGAGGCACGCAAUAGAAAUCUCUGGUGGCCAGCUGAAAAGCCUCAUGAGUGGCAGCACCAACGGAGGAGGCCAACCUAUGGCACCAGUCAACGGCCUGGCCAAGAAGUUGGCCACUAUGUCAGGCUCUAGCUGCGUGGUAGCAGUUAACGGAGAUAAACCCUCUGCCACCUCAGACUCCCAAACCCAGAACAUGUCCUUGGAUUCUGAGGUGUUAUCGUCUCAUAUACCAGUAACGGGAACAGUGAAACAGAAACAUUCCUCUGGGCUUUCUCAAAAUACAGAUGGAACAAUCAUUGACCCUACGGUGCUGCAGUCAGUGCCACAUUCACCCUUUACCCACAACUGCUCAAACCCCACUGUUGACUUAAAAGAUGGUGACUCACACACGACUACUAGUCAGACACAAACUGCUGACCAAGAGGGACACGAUGGCACCCAGCAGGACUCCCCAUCCUGCAUAUCUGCCCCAGAGACCUCAGUACCCUGCACCUCAUCUUUGGACAGCCUUGAAGCCCAUGUUAGGGAGCGAACUGCUCUUAACAGUACCCGCCAGGUCGAAAUUGAAAGCCGGCUGCGGCGGCUUCGCAAACGUCUUCAGGUGGUCCAGGCCAAGCAGGUUGAGCGGCACAUUCAACAGCAGCUCGGUGGUUUUCUUGACUCAGCCCUCAGCCGGCUUCUCGCAGGUAAUCGGAAGGAUUCUUCAUCCUCUGCAGCUUCGUGGAGAUCUGGGCGUCACUCUUCAAACAACAGAGAUAGCCUUGUUCGGUUUCUGAAGAAUGGCUCCAUGCCCUUGGAGCUAGAGAGGCUGUAUCUAAGUGGCUCGGCCAACCUCCAGUCAGCCGAGAGCGCCUUUGACUCAGAUGUGACAGAGAGCAGCUCUGGAGGGGACUCUGACCUGGAAGAGGAGGAGUUGACCAGGGUGGACGUUGAACAGAGGCACGUCAAAAUUUGGAAGCGAGCAGAGAGCCGCUACACAGUGGAGAGAGCAGCAAUCAUAAGUCACUGGAACUGGCUCCAGGCCCACAUCUCGGAUUUGGAGUACCGCAUCCGUCAGCAGACUGACAUCUACAGGCAAAUUCGAACUAGCAAGGGCUCAGUAGAAUUGGGAGGGGUUCCCCCGACUGUGACAUCAGGACCUGGACCGGAAGUUAAGGCAGAAUCCAUUAAUACUCAGGAUGUUGCUGCUGAACGGCUGGAACUGCCGGCAAGCUCCACCCCCAUCACCAGCUCAGAGGCGGGACUUUGGAAGGGACAGAAUGGGCCACCAGUCAAUGGUGUUCUCAGCAAGAUUUCAGAGAGUACAGACACCAAACAUCAGCAGUCCAGCUAUGACCGCUCAUGUGUAGCUGCACGCACUCGCCCGCUGGUCAGUUGCAGACGACGCCGGCUAAUUCAGCCCAACUCUGUUCCCAACCUGAAUGGCAAGCAGGCUCAGAGAGUCGCCUGUGUCCAGUGUACCUGCCGGGUGAAUUCCAGCUGUGUGAUGUGUGGUGGCCGGCCCACCCCCAGAGAAGACCCCCAGUUUGAAUUGCCCAACCUGGAGCGCCUGUCAAGGCUGGAUCUUGGCGUCCACCCAAUUCUCUCCUUCCCUGACGACGUCUGUAUUGGCCUGCGACUGCAGCAGGUGAUGAAGAGCCAGUGGCAAAACAAGUCACUGGAGCGGACUAAACCACUGAAGAAGCUCUCCCUCAAACACAAACUGUCAUCAUCCAAAGAGAAGCACAAGUUCACCAGCUCACUCAUGGCAGUUCGACUGGGUCACUUUAAGAACCGGACAGAGAAGCUGAGGACGGUAGACGGCAGUAUGGCCAGCAACUCUUCUGUGCUCAACACCUCCAGAUUGGAGGGUCAGUCAGGAUGCAAGACGGAGCGGCUGCCGUCUGUCUCGCCCUCUCUGGGACCGUACGACCGGAACUACAACCGCAAGAGAUACAGAGAUUCGCUGGAUCGCUCUGACUCAGCCUCUCCCAAACUCCUCCUGGACUCCAGCAGCUCCUGCACCAAUCUGGCCAACAUGCACUCGUCUCUCAACAGCCCGCUGACCCGCCAGCCAUCCUCUGAAGCCGCAGCUGUCCUUGGCCUUGGCAGCCAGAGCCUCUCUUGCACACCUCAGCAGCCAAUCAAGAGGCGACGAGGCGAAAGCUCCUUCGACAUCAACAACAUUGUCAUCCCAAUGUCAGUGGCUGCAACCACCCGCGUGGAGAAGCUGCAGUACAAGGAGAUCCUCACUCCCAGCUGGCGAAUGGUGGAUGUCUUCUCCCAGCCAAUCACAGAAGAGGAGAAUGAACGAGACGUGGAGGAUCUGACCGACGCCGCCUUCGUCCAACUCCAUCAGCCAUACGAGGACCAGGAACGUUCCCGCUGGACCUGGAUGGCUCUGGCCCCUGCCAAACGGAGGGGCAGCAGGUCGUACAAGUCAGUGGACGGUCGCACCACUCCACUGCUCUGUGGGACGAACCCCUCCACCCCUCAGCCCGCAUCACCUGACCCUGGCCACUGCCCGUUGCUGCACGACUACAGCCACGUGCCCUCUCCCAUGAGCCCAGCCAGCCCCGACAACACCUCCAACCCCCACACGCCUUGCUCAAGAGACUCUCACCGGCUGCUGUCUAGUGAGGACACGCGCUGCUCCACGCCGGACUUCACCUUUGAGGAAAGGACUGUGGCACCAUGGGAACGCCGUAGUUUCCCAAUGCCCGAGGACCCGGUCCUGGAGCCUGAGUCGGACAGUGAACACAAUCGGCCCCGGAUUCGCAGCAUCUCAGGUUGUCGAGCGACGGCUUACGGGAGACUGGACUCGGACGACUUGGAUCUGCAGUGCGAGGAUGACCUUGGCCCCAAACACAAGAGCUCCGCCCACCGAUGAAUGACUGACCGCUGGUGUGCGGCGCCUCCUGCUGAUGCGUGGCCGCUCGCCCUGUUUGAUAUUCAAACAUCAGUCGAUACUUUUCACAGUUUUUAGUGAAGAUGGAGAUAGAAGCCUUUCCCCCCCUCACGCGUUUUUGUCACAGGAAAAACAAAAGUGUAAAAAAAGUAAAUAAAUAAAACGUGCUAGAAAAAAAGAUGUGUGUAGUAGGCUAACGAUGUACACGGGGGCUUAGUGGUGUGUCGUACGUCGCGUGUCCACUGGUAGCGCACUAUGUAGCGACUCCUCAACAACACGGCCAAAGGGUGUUUUCUAUCCUCUAGUUUGCUUGUGAUUCCCUGUACAUUUUAGUGGCGUGACAAUAACAAACCGGAUCGUCUCCUCAUCCAAAUAAGCAGGUACAUUUGCGAUGUGGCGCCCCCUGUCUGCACCUCCAGGUCGCCUGAAGUCACCAGAGCACUUCUCCAACUGCCAAGUCUUGUUUCUUUGUCAGUUUAUUUUCAUUCCCUUUUCUGUUUGUUUUGUCUGUCCUGGCGUGUGUCUCCAAGAAGUGAAUCAUUCCUCCAUCGGCUCUUAGUUUGAUUUUUUUUUUUUUUUUUUUUUUUAAUCAUUUUGAGCACUUGCCCUAAGAGAGCGCUGCUGCAUGCUGACGCCGUCUCACCCUGAGACAACCACUAAUUUAAAAAUGAAGAAAUCUGCUUGUUUCUCAGAAGUAGAAAAAAAAAACACUUCAUCUAUCGACAAAACGUUCCCGCCGUAGCAGUGAACUCAGGUUCUUCAACCGAAGGGAAAAACGUUGAGGAGUUGAUUUCGUCGCCCCCUGUUGCCCCAGUAACUAAUCGCUAUGCAAAAAAAGAUGGUUGUUUUUCAUUUCUCUGCCGCAGCCGUUCAAUCACUGUCGUUUCUUUGGUAGUUCUGAUGUCAAUGUUUUCUUGUUGCUGCAGUUAUAACCCCAGUCAACCCAAACUGUUUUUUUUUUCUUUUGUUUUUUUUUUGUAAAUAGAACCAUUAAAACAUUUAUGUUUAACUCGGAUCACAGUGUCCCACUCUCUUUUUCAAUGCCCUUCGUUUUACAGACUGUAAUAAAUAAAAGCUUGACCAAAAUACUGUC